This is a messenger RNA of Plasmodium vivax (malaria parasite P. vivax), 973 nucleotides long. RefSeq lists its product as hypothetical. NCBI's taxonomy places the organism in Eukaryota, Apicomplexa, Aconoidasida, Haemosporida, Plasmodiidae. The record is from RefSeq and is a predicted model, not a curated record. The transcript has a single exon. Bases 698 to 973 code for a protein of 91 amino acids.
GGCUACACUUCCUGCCUGUACGAAGGGCGCCACGUUCUGGGGAAGGGAGACCCGUGGGAUCUUCCUGUGGCACACGCUUCACUCAAGUGCAGGGGUUGCCUUAACGAAUAUGGUGCAAUUUUUCCGCAAACGGGUAUAUACAUAUGCAAACUACAUAGCUAGUGCAAGGGGGACCUCCUCUCGUGAGGCGAUUGUUCUCAUCUGCCUCCGUUCCGCUGUACUCUCAAAGUGACUGGCAAUUGGUUCCCCUCCGCUGGAACGUAUGUCCUCCCCUCGCAUCUACCUUCCCCGUUGCGAUCUGGAGGGAGUUCAACGGAGAGUCAAUUUGGGUUUCUUCACGAGGAAAAAAAAAAAAAAGUUAAUUCAGCUGGGGGCAUACGACAGUACGGGAAUAUGAAAAUACCAAAUUGAUGAAAUCUUCCUUGGAGCUACGGCAAACGAUGAGUGAAUGGCAGAAAUGCUGAGCAGAUACUUUUGCUGCUCCUCUUUGCCUGCUUCAAAAAUGGGAAAUUUUCCACCUACUUCGGCUUGUGCCUCCCAAACAGAGCGGUAGAGAAUUCUGAACAACGCUGGGAUCGUUCCUGCGGGUAUACAGACCUUUGCUUGGUUUGCGGUUCGCCUCUACUCCUUCUGCGUCAGUUUUUACGUGAAGUUUAUUAAUUGGGGGUGGGGCCAACUGCGGUUGGCAUUAAUUAACAUGUAUUUUGAAAUGGAAAAAAUUGGAAAGGAAAAAGUUGCAAAGGAUAAGUUGCAGAGGAAAAGUUGCAAAGGAAAAGUAGGAAAAGAAAAGGUUGGAAAGGAAAAAGGAGGAAAAGAAAGAGGAAAAGAAAGAGGAAAAGAAAGAGGAAAAGAAAACGUUGGGAAAAAUGCUGGCGAGUUUGCUUCUCCUCAAGCAGAUUUUUUUGAAUUGGUUUUUAAAAUUGAAAAAAAAAAAAAAAUUAAAUUCAAUUUUGACAUGAAAAAUUUAAAAUAA